This is a messenger RNA of Anopheles coluzzii, 1139 nucleotides long. It is a transcript of the gene Scsalpha1, whose product is annotated as succinate--CoA ligase [ADP/GDP-forming] subunit alpha, mitochondrial. The transcript is spliced from 4 exons. Bases 131 to 1117 code for a protein of 328 amino acids. NCBI's taxonomy places the organism in Eukaryota, Metazoa, Arthropoda, Insecta, Diptera, Culicidae. Gene Ontology annotation, cellular component: mitochondrion; succinate-CoA ligase complex (ADP-forming). The record is from RefSeq and is a predicted model, not a curated record. Gene Ontology annotation, molecular function: succinate-CoA ligase (GDP-forming) activity; succinate-CoA ligase (ADP-forming) activity. Gene Ontology annotation, biological process: tricarboxylic acid cycle.
UUUGCUCGCGAGCUGUCAAAUCCAGUCGACAAAUUGCUCAUCGAACUAGACCGAGGGUUCCGAUUAAAACGCGACUUUGCACCUUACGGCCUCGGAUUCUACCUAAAUUCCGCAUUUUCUGCUUCCAACGAUGGCUGCCGCAAGUGCAAGGCUUUUCUCCCGGGUAAAAGAUGGUUUCUCGACCAGCGUCCGGUUCGCGAGCUACGAAGCCACGCGCAAGAACCUGAUGCUGAACUCGAACUCGAAAGUUAUCUGCCAGGGAUUCACCGGCAAGCAGGGAACCUUCCACUCGCAGCAAGCCAUCGAGUAUGGCACCAAGCUGGUCGGUGGAGUGUCCCCCGGCAAGGGUGGCCGCACGCACCUGGACCGACCAGUGUUCAACACGGUGGCCGAAGCGAAGAAAGCUACUGGCGCGGAAGCGUCCGUCAUUUACGUGCCGCCGCCCGGUGCCGCAAAGGCCAUCAUGGAAGCGAUCGAGGCUGAGAUGCCACUGAUCGUGUGCAUUACCGAGGGAGUGCCCCAGCACGACAUGGUGAAGGUGAAGCACGCCCUGCUGGCGCAGGAUAAGUCCCGUCUCGUCGGUCCCAACUGCCCCGGAAUCAUUGCGCCCGAGCAAUGCAAAAUCGGUAUUAUGCCGGGCCAUAUUCACAAGCGCGGCAAGAUCGGAGUCGUGUCCCGGUCCGGCACGCUGACCUACGAAGCCGUCCACCAGACGACCGAGGUCGGCUUGGGCCAGACGCUGUGCGUCGGCAUUGGAGGCGAUCCGUUCAACGGAACCGACUUCAUCGACUGCCUGGAGGUCUUCCUGAAGGAUCCCGACACCAAGGGCAUCAUCCUGAUCGGUGAGAUCGGUGGUGUGGCCGAGGAAAAGGCCGCCGAUUAUCUUAUGCAGUACAACCAGGGCAUCAAAGCGAAACCAGUGGUAUCGUUCAUUGCUGGCCUUUCGGCCCCGCCCGGCCGCCGUAUGGGUCAUGCUGGUGCCAUCAUUUCCGGCGGAAAGGGCGGUGCUCAGGAUAAGAUCAACGCGCUCGAGAAGGCCGGUGUGAUCGUCACGAGAAGCCCGGCUCAGAUGGGCAAGGAGCUGAUCAAAGAGAUGAAGAGAUUGGAGCUGGUUUAGAGAGAAACAAUUUAAACAAAAA